Messenger RNA from Botrytis fragariae, 3297 nucleotides. Its product is annotated as putative nb-arc and tpr domain protein. The transcript is spliced from 2 exons. The record is from RefSeq and is a predicted model, not a curated record. Bases 1 to 3297 code for a protein of 1098 amino acids. Gene Ontology annotation, molecular function: ADP binding; protein binding. Lineage: Eukaryota; Fungi; Ascomycota; Leotiomycetes; Helotiales; Sclerotiniaceae.
AUGUCUGGAGUUGAAUUUAUCGCUGUUCUUGGAAUUGCUUCCAAUGUCAUAGCAGUUGUGGAUGCUUGCACCAAGAUACAAAAUCGUAUUCAAUCAUAUCGCCAAAACACUGCUUUUCGCGACUUAUCUCUCCAGUUGCCUUUACUUAUCUCGGCCAUCGAAUCUUUGAGAUCUUCUCAAUAUCGUGGUCUUCUAGAUUCUCCGACCGAAAAGGCAUUGGUUCGUGUCCUGGAAGGAUGCCUUCGUCAAUUGCAAACUCUGGAGGGCUUGAUCAAAGACUUGACACCUAGUGACACAGCAUCUAAAUUCCAGAAGACUUGGAAAGGAAUCAGAAGUUUUGGCAAAGAUACUAAAGUGCGGGAGAUAGUCGGUAUUCUGGCAGAAUAUAAGUCGACUAUCGCAUUGCACCUUUCUACCGUGCAUACCCAGAUUACUACAAAACCCGAAGCAUCAUUGCCUAACAAAAAAUCUUACUUUGAUGUUCCUCAGUCGAGAGUUUCUAAUUUUGUUGGCCGAAAAGAUGUUUUGAAUCGAAUUCAAACAGCAUUAGAAGCUAGCCACAACGAUCCUUCAAUCGUCGUUCUUACUGGUGUGGGAGGCCAAGGGAAAACUCAGAUUGCUCUACAAUAUAGUCACCAGCACAUGAAAUUCUACAAAGGUGUAUUUUGGAUUGAUGCGUCAUCGCGGAAAUCCGCGUCUCGUGGAUUCGAGAGAAUUUUGAAGACAAUCGACAGUUCUGCAGUUCUCGUUGGUGGCGAGGAAAUCAUAUCAGUUGUGAAAAAUAUCUUGGGUGAUUGGAAGGAACCAUGGCUAUUGGUCUUUGAUAAUUAUGACGAUCCAAAAUCUUUCGGUGAUUUGCCAUUCUAUUUUCCAAACGCCGCUUGUAGAGAAAACGCCAUCAUUGUGACAAGCCGUCACAUAUCAAGCGGCAGACUUGGCAGUCACCUGAAGCUAGAUGGACUGACCGAGGAGGAAAGUGUACAGUUAUUGACAUCCAGAUGCACUUCAGUCUCAAAGUCUGAGGAUGAUUUAAAUCAGGGAAGAGAUAUAGUAAAGAAAUUAGGAUACCUCCCGCUUGCUAUUGAUCAAGCAGCAGGUUACAUCUCAAUUCGCCAUCUUCCGCUUCACAUGUUUUCAGACCACUUUCAGCGGCGAAAGGAAUUCAUACUCAAAGAUACUCCGCAGUCUUUGUGGGAAUACCAAAAACGUAGCUUGGGUGAUUCACAACAAACUUCCGAGCAUUUAUCAGUUCUUACCACUUGGGAGCUGUCUUUUGACCAGAUCUCCGGCAAUGAUGAGGAGAGAAAUCGAAUUGGCGAAUUCUUGGCCCAAGCUGCAUACUUCAGCCCAAUGAGUAUCAGUGAAUCACUGUUCAAAAAUACCGAUAUCUACAAUGACAAGUCUCCAGGAUGGAAGCCUCUUUUCUCUACCCAGGGGUCUUGGGACUCUUUCAAGUUCCAAGACGUUAUUGUCGGCCUUGUAAAUCUUUCAAUUAUUCAAAAUAUGGAGAUCACGAGCGAUGAGGUUCGAUUCUCUUUCCACCCAUUAGUAAAGGAUUGGUUGCAGCUUAGAGAAUCUGUAGAGAGACGCCGGGCGUGUGUGAGCCUUGCGAUCGCAUUAACAGCAUCUGUUAUUCAGGAAACGGACAUAGAACUGCUUUCCCUGCAUAAACGACAAGAGCUGCUAUCACAUAUCGAUGCCUGUAUCGAGAACAAAUUAUCUUUUUUGACUGAUGAGCAGAGCAUUAUAGAAUACGGAGGCGUCAUCGAAGGAUUUCAAACCACUUUUGCUACAUUUUAUGGGCAGCAUGAUAGAAACAAUGAUGCAGAACGUCUGUUCAUGCAUUCGCUUGACAUGCAAAUUUCACUGUUGGGAACAAACAACGUUGCGACUCUUAGUACUAUGAAUAACCUCGCGGCUAUGUAUCUCGAUUUGAGAAGGUUGGAAGAAGCUCGGCCUCUACUUCAUCAAGCAUUAGAAAUCAAGCAUACUAUGCUUGGUCCGCAUCAUCCACGGACGCUCAACACAGCCAACAACCUUGCAAACCUCCUUGUUUUACAAUUGCACUUUGAUGCUGCGACAGAAAUUUACGAAAGAACCUUGAUAGGGUAUCAAAACCUUAACGGUCCCGUCCAUAAGACUGUGAUAGAGUCACUAAAUAAUUUGGGUGAGGUUGCUAUGAAAAGAGGGAACUUCUUGGAAGCGGAAAAAUUGUUCAAAGAGGGACUCAAAAAACUGGAAAUACCGGGCAGUGGAGGAGAGGAUGGCUUAGCGCUAUAUCUGAAGGCAAAUAUAGCUUUAGUCUACAAGCUUCAGCAUCGACACCAAGAAGCGGAACAAUACUAUCAUACCAUAAUUCAGAAGCGAAAAGCCCUUCUCGGGCCCAAGCACUCCUCCACAUUGCAAUCUAUGUGCGAGUUGGGGGAUGUCUACUUUGCAUUGGGUCAACUGAAGCUUGCCGGCGAAUGGUAUAUUCACGGUUGUGCUAGUAAAGGGCGCGUUAUUGCAGGAACAACGUCUUACCGCAACCCCAAAGAAGAAGUCGAUAACUUGCGUUUAAGGUUUGAGCUAUUAACAACUCUGAACGAUCAAGGAAUACCAGACAAAUCGCUUGAUACUGAAGUCGCUUGUAUCGAUCGUCGAGGACCUAGCAUUUUAGAUGACUCUAUAGAGAGGUCGGAACCGAACAUGCCAAACGAUCCUGGAAUACAUGUGCCGCAAGGAAAUACUUCGUAUCACCCCGGGCUGGGAAUUCCAAAACCGGACAGGACUCAAUUCUUCGCUCCAUUGGAUCGUGGCGGAAUCCCUAUCAUGCAACAGGCACCAUCGAAUAACGCUUUCUCUGCAUCCAUUAAGCCGUCGGUUCAUACACAAGAACUCAAAUGGAAUGAGAUGAAUACGCCUUCAAAUUGUAGUUCGCUCUCAACGCCUGAUGAUGUCGUAAAUAUAGCAUCUUUCAAUUCUAUUCCAGCUCUAGAAUCGACCGACCAUCUGGGUUCAAAGGUGGAUCGUACAGGAAGGGCAUCGAGAAACAAGCAGCUUGCUACAGAACGUCUAAGCUCGGUUUUCUCGAUCUUGGGAGCGCACCCGUCUCCAAUAAGAAAAACAACCCCGGAUAGAGAUCAAAGAGGAAGGCAACAUCAAUGCCGUGCUUGGCCUGAAGAAAAAUGUCUUUUAAAUGUAAGUCAAUUCAAUGCAGAGCAUAAUUGUGCAGUUCUAACGAUUCUGCCAUCGAUUACUAGCGCGCAGACUGAUUGUCUAAGAAACAUCGGUCUCAAUUGUAGACUUAGGGGAUAG